GACAAACGUGCUUUCUGAGGCCUUUUUGUGUAUGAGUGCCAGCUGUUCUGUGUCGUUAAACGUGAAACAAGGUUGACUGUAAAUUAGAUUAUUCUACAUUUUUUUAAUAACUAGCAUUUAUUGUUAAUAAUAUUAUUAUUAAUUUUAUGUAUUUGUACGUGUUAUUGUUAAUAUAAUCAGCUGUUUUUUUGUUAUAAGCAAGAUCUAAGAUUUAAGAGAGAUUCGACGCGCAAAUAAAAGAAAAAAAAACAAGACGCAGUUACGCCCGCGUGGAUUUGAAUUGCCUUGAACAACAAUCUAAAUUUUAUUUUAGUUGAUUGAUUGAUGGAAGACUAAGAAAUGACGCGCAUUACAGCUGUUUUUGUCGAAAUGUUUUGUAUACGUUUUAUCGCUAAUAUUUUUGUUUAUAUUUGACAUUUAUAAAAAUUGAAAUUCAAAGUGUCUGAUUUAGUUAUUUGAACAAGGAAUAAAUUAUUGUCACCUGCAGCAUCAUUUUUGUCUUGAUAAAAAAUGACGGACUUUUUUAGAAAUGAUCUUGGUGAGAACUUGCAUGAUUCAAAGUCAAUGGCAAAUUUUCGACUUCCGUCAAUUCAGCCAGCGUCGCAGUUACCCAACAAUAAUAAUAAUAAUAACAUCUCGUCCGACGAAGUGGAUAAUCCCGAGUUUCCACGGGCAGAUUACCGCCUGGAAUCUGUGAGACUGCAGAGCUACACCGACUGGCCUCUGAGCUUCAUGGACCCUGCGAAAUUUGCAGCCGCUGGAUUCUACUACACGGGCUACAAUGAUCAUGUCAAAUGCUUCGAAUGUGGAAUCGAAAUACGCGAAUGGGUAGAGGGCGACGACCCGAUGUCGGAUCAUCAACGUUGGCAGUCUAGUUGCCAUUUUGUAAAAAAAUAUCCUUGUGGUAAUGUGCCGAUUGGUGUUGAUCCAAGUACCGUUCCACCAGUGGGUCCUAGAGGCCGUGACGUAUAUGGUCUUUAUGAAGAUGAAUUCCGGCCUGGUGCGUCACCAGAUUUUCGUUCUGGCCAAACAGAACUCCAGUUUCCCAGUACUGCUAAGUUGGGAGGUCAAAACCUCGCUCAGUCCAAAAAACCGGCACAUCCGGAAUUCGUGAGUUACGACGCCAGAUUAAAAAGUUUUGAAUUAUGGCCCAAAUUUAUGCCACAAACCAAGGAACAACUUGCUGACGCUGGCUUUUAUUACACCGGGACUGGUGACCAAACUAUCUGCUUUCACUGUGGCGGUGGGUUGAACGACUGGGAGCCCAAGGACGAUCCAUGGUUUCAGCACGCCAAGUGGUUCAAAAAGUGCUACUACGUCCGGAUGGUCAAGGGCCAAGACUUCAUCGAAAGCGUGAUUGGUCAGCCUGUCGCUCCACCUUCUCAUGAGGAGAUGAUGCUGAUGAAUUUGCCCAGUUACAUUGAAAAAUUAAAGCUAACAGCUAGUAUUGAGAAACCAGAAGAAAAGUCCGAGGAAAAGGAACCAGAGGCAGAAGUUGAGCUGGUCAAAAAGAAUGCGAAUGACGAUCUUAUGUGCAAGAUUUGCUAUAAAUAUGAAUUGGGGGUGGUGUUCCUGCCUUGCGGACACAUGGUGGCUUGCACUAGGUGCGCGCCGAGUAUGACUUCUUGCCCGGUGUGUAGAGAGCCCGUCAGUAUGACAGUACGCACUAUAAUAUCUUAGUACCUUUACAUUAGCACUAUUCAUUAUAUCCUAAAAUUAUUAUCUAUGUAAAAAUUUUUAAAUUAAAAAUUAAGACAUUUAAAUUUAAUACUAAUUGAAAUAAUUAAAAAAUAUUAAAUUUAAUCGAAUGAAAUUACCAAGUGACUCGUAAAGUAAUGCGGGUAAAAUUCUAUGCCAAUUUGAAGUAUAAUAAUAUGGAUAUACAUGGCAAUAAUACUUGCAGUAUUCAAUUGUUCUAAUUCAUUGUUUCAAUAUUUUUAAACUACCAAUUAAAGAGUAAUUUUUAUUAAAAAUUUUAAGCAUAUUGGUACCGGGAAUAUAAAAAUUUCUUUGGUUUUUUUUUAAUAAUUUUAACCCUUAAUAUACAAUUUUUAACUAUUAAUUCUUUUUUAUAAUUCAUUGUAUGUAUCAUUUAAUCAUCUUUACG
Molecule: messenger RNA, 2107 nt
Organism: Cotesia congregata
Lineage: Eukaryota; Metazoa; Arthropoda; Insecta; Hymenoptera; Braconidae
Source: the annotation of a GenBank genome assembly